GCAAAAUAGUAAAAUCUGUGCUCCACUCAGUUUCAGACUGUAUUUAAAGAUUUUUAGUGUUAAAACUAGAUAAACAACUCUAGAAGUAAUUCUUAGACAAACAAAUUAUUGAAUAUUAAUAUUGCGUCGCUGUAAUUCAACGACCUUCAAUAAGCAUAAGGCGUUCUGAAGUACAAAAUAAGGUUAACCUUAAAAUAUCUUACAGCUGAUUGUGUAUUACUGUUAUUACAGUGGAUGAAAGUUUCAAAAAUGUGUAAUAAAGGAGCUGCAGUUGCUGAAUUAUUUGCAAAAGCCAUAGCUUCCACAAAAGGAUUUGACAGCAAUCUUCGAAAGUUAAAGGUGGUAAGCUGUGGAAAUGGCAAGAUGGUUACAGAAUUCAAAGUAGGGCCAGAACACCUUAACCAAAGAGGCACCCUUCACGGAGGAUUUAUAUCUCACCUGGUCGAUGCUAUCUCUACAUAUGCUCUGACUACCAAUGACACUAUAGAGACCAGGGGGGUAUCUAUUGACUUAAGUGUAACGUUUAUGAGUGCAGCAAGGGAAGGUGACAAUAUUGAAGUAGAAGCUGUGACUAGAAAAACUGGGAAAAAAAUAGCAUUCCUGGAAGUUGAAGUGCGCAAUAAAGACAAAAAUGUGGUUCUAGCAACAGGACGGCACACAAAGUAUAUAGGAAUUUAAGUAAUAUUUUAAAAUAAAUGUACUGUAAUUGUAAUUUAUGUAAUUAAAUGUUGAUGUAUCAACAACCUUUCAAAUCAUUGAAUAUACAGGUAGAUAUUAGUUAGCCAAAGAUAAAGUACAAAUAUAGGUGCACUGGUAGAACUCUGUGUACUUUUAAGUAAUACAAAUUCAUUCCUUUAAUAAAGUUUUUUU
Messenger RNA from Ostrinia furnacalis (Asian corn borer), 870 nucleotides. RefSeq names its product acyl-coenzyme A thioesterase 13. The transcript has 3 exons. Gene Ontology annotation, molecular function: fatty acyl-CoA hydrolase activity. Bases 235 to 678 code for a protein of 147 amino acids. NCBI's taxonomy places the organism in Eukaryota, Metazoa, Arthropoda, Insecta, Lepidoptera, Crambidae. The record is from RefSeq and is a predicted model, not a curated record.